Messenger RNA from Talaromyces marneffei, 1482 nucleotides. RefSeq lists its product as uncharacterized. Gene Ontology annotation, molecular function: NAD binding; isocitrate dehydrogenase (NADP+) activity; magnesium ion binding. Gene Ontology annotation, cellular component: mitochondrion. The transcript has 8 exons. The coding region runs from base 1 to 1482 and encodes 493 amino acids. Lineage: Eukaryota; Fungi; Ascomycota; Eurotiomycetes; Eurotiales; Trichocomaceae. The record is from RefSeq and is a predicted model, not a curated record. Gene Ontology annotation, biological process: isocitrate metabolic process.
AUGCAGCUUCGGAAUACCUCCACCCUCGCCCUUCGAGGCGUCUCUUCCAUCUCCGCGUCUUCAUCGUGCGCUCGUCGAUCCAUUCUUUCUUCUUUUGCUUCUCACUACUCGACGACCUCGGUAUCACGAUCCAUUGCCAGACCGGCCGUUACCACUCUUCGUCCUGCCCUUGCGACUUGCGCGGCUCAGUUGAAUUCCUCGGUUUUCUCCACUCCAGCUCAAAUCCAUAUCCGCACGAUGGCUUCGCAGGCAUCGAAAAUUCAGGUCAAAAACCCUGUCGUCGAGCUCGAUGGCGAUGAGAUGACCAGAAUUAUCUGGCAGGAUAUUAAGGACAAGUUCAUUUUUCCAUAUCUCGACAUUGACUUGAAAUACUACGACUUGGGUCUUGAAUAUCGUGACCAAACCGAUGAUCAAGUUACUGUUGAUGCCGCCGAAGCUAUCAAGAAGUAUGGAGUUGGUGUCAAAUGUGCCACCAUCACCCCUGAUGAGGCCCGUGUGAAGGAAUUCAACUUAAAGAAGAUGUGGCUUUCUCCUAACGGUACCAUCCGAAACAUCUUGAAUGGAACUGUCUUCCGUGAACCCAUCGUCAUCGACAACAUCCCCCGUCUUGUCCCCGGCUGGAAACAACCCAUCAUCAUCGGCCGUCAUGCCUUUGGCGACCAAUACCGCGCCAAGGAUCAAAUCAUCCCGGGCGAAGGAACCCUUGAGGUCAUCUUCACUCCCAAGGGCGGCGAGCCUGAGCGUAUCAAAGUGUACGAUUUCGCUGGCCCCGGUGUCGCACAGACCCAAUAUAACACAGACGAGUCGAUUAUCGGAUUCGCUCAUUCCAGUUUCAAGAUGGCUCUCCUCAAGGAAAUGCCCUUGUACAUGAGCACCAAGAACACCAUCCUUAAGAAGUACGAUGGACGAUUCAAGGAUAUUUUCCAGGAGAUUUAUGAGAAGGACUACAAGAAGGACUUUGAGGCCAAGGGUCUCUGGUACGAGCACCGUCUUAUCGACGAUAUGGUUGCUCAGAUGAUCAAGAGCGAGGGCGGAUUCGUCAUUGCCAUGAAGAACUACGACGGAGACGUCCAAUCCGACAUCGUCGCCCAAGGCUUCGGUUCUCUAGGUUUGAUGACCUCCACCCUUGCCACACCCGACGGCACCGCAUUCGAGUCCGAAGCUGCCCACGGCACCGUCACACGCCACUACCGCGAACACCAAAAGGGCCGCGAAACAUCUACUAACCCAAUCGCCUCUAUUUUUGCAUGGACUCGUGGAUUGAUCCAGCGUGGUAAACUCGAUGGUACCCCUGAGGUUGUCAAAUUCGCCGAAGCCUUGGAACAGGCUUGCGUUGAUACCGUGAAGGAGGAUGAGAUUAUGACCAAGGAUUUGGCGUUGGCACGAGGACGCAAGGAUCGUGAGGCCUGGGUCACGACAAGGGAGUAUUUGGAGGCUGUUGAGAAGAGACUCAAGAAGUCUUUGCAACAGGCUAAACUUUAA